This is a messenger RNA of Tribolium madens (black flour beetle), 3269 nucleotides long. Its product is annotated as SUN domain-containing ossification factor. Bases 287 to 3061 code for a protein of 924 amino acids. Gene Ontology annotation, cellular component: cytoplasm; membrane. NCBI's taxonomy places the organism in Eukaryota, Metazoa, Arthropoda, Insecta, Coleoptera, Tenebrionidae. Gene Ontology annotation, biological process: protein folding in endoplasmic reticulum. The record is from RefSeq and is a predicted model, not a curated record. The transcript is spliced from 3 exons.
AUACUACUCAGUUUGAACAUUAUAAUGUGUGCCUGACGAAAUGCGACGAUUUCAGCGGUUUUGACUAUUCAUUGUUAUCCUUUUUGUAAUACUAACUGAUAAGGUAAAAUUGUUGCCAACUUGAUAAUUUGUUUGCCCCCACCCCUAGACGUCAAACCGUUACCAACAGUUAAAGUACACGUCAGUUUGUUUAAUUCGUAUCAGUCUCUUAAAAGUUUAUUCGUAUAUUACCGUUCGAUUGUAUUAAAACCAUGUGCUUACAACCCGUCUGUAACACUUGCAUAAAAUGAAGACUUCAUUUCUAUGUGUCGAGUAUGUUUUCAUUUUAGCUUUGUGCAGCAAGUGCCUCGUGUGCGAAGAUGCGGCGACGACUCCUUCACCCAAUGCCCCAAUCGGUGAAAAUAUUUCAUCAGACAGUAUUCAAGACACCAAAAAAACGCUGGAAAGUGAAAAAAGUGACGAUGUAAUUCGCGGUUUAGAACCUAGUGCGGACGUUGUGAGUAAUUUUAAUGAAAAAACCGAAGGAGAAACUUUACAAGUGUUCGCCGAAGCGACUUCCCAGAAUUCAGGGGUUGCCAAUGAUAUAACAACAAGCGGCCAGCCGGUGGUUGUGACACUCUCCGACGUCGCCACCGCCGAGCUACAGCAGCGCGCCAUACUUCCUAGUCAAGACCCACCCCCCGAGCCCCAAUCUGCCAAUCAUACCUUUAAACUCAACCAAUCCAGAUCUGACAAAAUCGACGUACCUAGCGUCAAAGAAAACCUAACUGAAGAAAUACCAUCGUUCUCCGAGUGGGCGCAAAAGCAACUCCAAGAAGCCGAAAAAAACAAAUCAAACACCUCCACUCACCAUUCUAACGGCAAACAAGCUUCAGGGGCGAAGUUCCGAUGGAAAAACUACGCGUCGUUGGAUUGCGGCGCCAAAGUCGUGGCUUCCAAUCCAGAAGCUGUAAGCCCCAGCGCCAUAUUAAGCCCCUCACGUGACGAGUACAAACUCAACACUUGCACGAGUCGGAUUUGGUUUAUCGUAGAAUUAUGUGAGGCGAUUCAAGCCAAAAAAAUCGAUUUGGCGAAUUUCGAGUUGUUCUCUUCGUCGCCGAAGGAUUUUGCAGUUUUCGUAAGCGAUAGGUUUCCAACACGGGAAUGGUCGAAUGUUGGGCAUUUUACUGCGAAGGAUGAGCGCGAUGUGCAAAGUUUCGACCUCCAUCCGCACCUCUUCGGGAAAUAUAUCAAGGUCGAGGUGAAGAGUCACUACGGCUCGGAGCACUACUGUCCGAUUUCGCUUUUUCGCGUCUAUGGGACUUCGGAGUUUGAAGUGUUGCAGAAGGAGGACCAAGCACACGAGGACAGACCCGAUGAUGACGACGACGACGAUGAGUCGCUAGAUUUGGAAAAUGGCGAUUCGAGGAAAAAUUUAUUCAGUUCAGCUACGGAUGCCGUGAUUUCAAUGGUGAAAAAAGCGGCCGAAGUGCUGGGAAAUAAGGGGAAUUACAGCAACCAGACUGAAAUUUCAAAUAACACCAAACAGGCCGUGCCUUUGAUACGGGUGUGUACGUCACCGAGUCAUCUAGUCGUUUGUGAUAACUGUAGCGACGACCUCUUCGGACACAUCUAUGAACUACUCAGCUGUCACGAUUCACAAAUAUGGAGUUUGAUCAAGUUGACGUUUAUUCGAAAUGUCCUGAUUGAGUCGAAUUUAUGCCAAAAAUUCGGAUUUGAGUUUUGUAAAGUCAGCGACAAAUUUGAUGUGCAUGCGAAAUACAUUAAAGCACUGUUUCCUGAACAUUUCCUCGGUGCCAUGUGCAACAUGGCAGCAGUUUAUCAAAAUAAAGUAGUACUUAACGUUAGUAAUCAUUCCAAUGAUACAAUCAUUGAUGAUGAUAAAAUGAUAAACAUCGAAACGUCUGAACCUCACAUACUUCCAGUCGAGACGCGAAAAGAACCGGAAGUUACCGAUGCGUUGUCAUUACAAUCAUCGGAGGCUGCCUCGACGCCAGCAUUACCUGAUGUAACACUUACGUCACAAAUUAAGCCAACUAAGACUCUAAAUUCAGAAUUCGACUCUAGACAAAGCAAUACUGAGGCGAGUUCGGACAAAAGUGAGGUAAAGUCAGUUGUGACGUCAACCGAACCGGUCCAGUCAAACUUAACCGAACCAGAGGUGGAGCCGGAAGUCGAAAACGUAACCGAAAGUGUCGAAUUGGAUGACCCUCUUGAUGCAGCGACGCCACAGGCACAAAAAGAAUCGGUCUUUCUCCGUCUAUCGAACAGAAUUAAGGCCUUGGAGCGUAACAUGUCGCUUUCGGGCCAAUAUCUCGAAGAGUUGAGUAAACGGUACAAAAAGCAAGUGGAAGAGAUACAAAAACUGCUUGAUAAAACAAUACUCAGUUUAAAUGAAGAAAGUAAGAAGAAAGAUGAAAGGAAUAAGCAGUUGGAGGAGCGUCUUAACGUACUAACAGCAAAUUUGGAGGCCCUAUUGGCCGAACGCAGAAGUUGGUCUUCGACUAUUUCCUGUGUCGUCAUUUCCUCACUAGUCACUUUAUUUAUUGUUACUUUUUGCUGCAAAAUCCCUGAGCCGGUGGUGGCAAGACGACCCGAAUUAAAGCGGCGGAAAUCGGUAGAUGUCGUGCAACACUCUGCUCCCAAGAAAAAACGGCGCCCGAGCGACCAAGCCUUGAAGAUUGUGCGGUCCUCAAUGGAGGCCAGUGAUAAUUUCAGAAAGAAAAAAAAGAAGAAGAAUGUUCUGAGGCGAUCGAAUUCAAUCAGCACCCUCGGGGAGGAGAAGAAGGUGUGGCAAGAGGCGGGGCCAGUCGAUUGGGUGGAGGGGAAGCGAUUAGAGGAAGUGCCGUUCGUACUGGAAGAAAGUGAACACUCUACCUUGGAACCGAUUGCAUUGGAGGAGAAAAUCACUCCCCCGAGUUAUAUACAGACGGCGAUGAAUGCAAGAACGGUGCGGGCGAACGGCGAGGCGAAGAGAGAGGAGAAUGGAGGUGUGAAUGUGGAGGGGACGCCCAAGAAGGAGAAGAAAGGGUUGAGAAGGAUUUUUAAGAAAGUUUUCUAAGACUGAUUACGGCUAAGGCUGCGAGAGAGAUUGUAGUCGAUUUUAAGUUAAUUUGAGUUAUUUAAAAUGGUAAUAUAUUUUUGUGUAUUUAUUUAGGAAUUCCUUUUUAAGGCCUGUGAUAAAAUUUAUUUUUUAAAUCGACGUCGUAGAAUGUUGUAUAUUUGUAAAUUUUACUUUGCAUUGCCUGUCAAUAGAGAUCUACAAGGUA